CGAGCGCCUCUAUGGUCGCCGAGCAGCAUCCGGGUCCCUGUUGCAGCGGAGUGCAGCGAGGGCCGCGAGCGAAGUGAGGACGUGGCAAGCUUUGAGGGAGAGCGGAGCGGACGUGGAGGGGCCUUUCCGGUGAGCGGCGGCGGCGGGCACAGGAAGCGGAAGCCGGCGCCAGCGGCGGCCCGACGACCAGCAGGAGCGGGGACAGCCGGUUGAGGUGAAGGCUAGUUUGGGGAUGUGAGCACAAUGAGCGUAAACCAGUCAACUCACACAGGGCCACCUUAUGGGCAGCCACAGCCUGGAUAUGGAGGAUACCUGCCGCCUGGUUACGGAGGGCAGCCAACCCCGACUGUUCCCACCUCACAGUAUGGUGCUUAUAAUGGUCCAGUGACAGGAUAUCCUCAGACAGCCCCCCCACAAGGUUACUUUCCUUCAAUGGGGUUUCCUUCUAAGGGCUCUCCUGUCUCUCUUGAUUCUGAUGCUUCUUUUACUCCCAACUUCAUAGGUUCCCUGAGAGCUCCCUCUACUUCUGGAGCACCUGCUUCAGCAUCUGGCACAUUCGUUCCUCCUGGACAGCAGGCCUAUAGUCAGUUUGGACAAGGAGAUGUACGCAAUGGGAUUCCUGCAUCUACAGCUCCAUUGCAAAGACCUCCUGCUUCUCAACAGUUCAUGCCUGGAACAACACCCACACCUGUUUCCCAGUCAGCUACUUUCCAGUCAUAUGGGCCACCUCCAACGAGCACACAGCAGCUGACCAAUCAUAUGGGAGGAAUGCAUAUAAGUGGUGUUUCGACCUCUGUUCCAUCCCCAGGUGUACUGGGCUAUGGUCCCCCAACAUCAGUUCCUGCCUCAGGAAGUUUUACUUCGAGUGGAUCUGGGCAAUAUGUGCCCUAUUCAAACCAAGGACCGCCACCUCCUGCUGUGCCCCAUGGAUUGCCUCCUACCACCUUGUCUCAGGGUCUUCCUAUGGCACAGCCUCCUAGUUCUGGUCCUCCGUCAGCCCUGAACCUCUCACAUCAAGCUCCUGGGUUUGCCCCACCGCCUUCAUCUGCUGGGGUUGGUGCUUCCAAUUAUCCUCCUCCUGCAGGAGUUUCAAGGCCUCCUCCAAUGCAGAGUACAUCAUUACCAGGACAAGCAGCUACUGGGCCACUCACUUCCCAGCCAAACCAUGUGACCUCACCACCACCUCAGCCAGCUAUGGCAGGGCCACCCCUUGGACCACCAAUGGCAGGCUUGCAAGGACCACCUCCCAGCCAUCCUUCCCAACCAGGAUAUGCAGUGCAGCAGAAUGGGUCCUUUGGACAGCAUAGAGGUACCCAGCCAAACUAUGGGCCAGCUUACCCUGGGCCAGCAAAUUAUGGGAGUCAACCUGGACCGCCACCUCCACCGCCACCAAAACGUCUAGAUCCAGACUCCAUUCCUAGUCCACAACUCAAUGAGCUGCCACCUCAGCAGAAACCCAGACACAGAAUAGAUCCAGAUGCAAUUCCUAGCCCAAUCCAGGUAAUUGAAGAUGACAGGAAUAAUCGUGGGUCAGAGCCAUUCAUCACUGGAGUCCGUGGGCAAGUCCCACCCCUUGUCACUACCAAUUUUUUGGUCAAAGAUCAAGGUAAUGCCAGUCCCCGCUACAUAAGAUGUACAUCCUAUAAUAUCCCAUGCACCUCAGAUAUGGCCAAGCAGUCGCAAGUUCCUCUUGCUGCAGUCAUAAAGCCGCUGGCUGUACUUCCUGCAGAAGAGGCUCCUCCUUAUUUGGUAGACCAUGGAGAAUCAGGCCCUAUCCGAUGCAAUAGGUGUAAAGCCUACAUGUGCCCUUUUAUGCAAUUCAUUGAAGGUGGAAGAAGAUUUCAAUGCUGCUUCUGUAAUUGUGUUACAGAGGUGCCAUCUCAGUACUUCCAGCACUUGGAUCACACGGGCAGGCGAGUGGACUACUAUGACAGACCUGAGUUAUCAUUGGGGUCCUACGAGUUCUUGGCAACUGUUGACUACUGCAAGAAUAACAAGUAUCCCAACCCCCCUGCUUAUAUUUUCAUGAUUGAUGUAUCAUACAAUGCAAUAAGAAGUGGCUUGGUAAGGCUGAUCUGUGAAGAGUUGAAGACGCUCCUGGACUACCUGCCCAGAGAAGGAAACAUGGAAGAAUCGGCCAUCCGUGUGGGCUUUGUCACCUACAACAAAGUUCUGCACUUCUAUAAUGUGAAGAGCUCCCUGGGGCAGCCGCAAAUGAUGGUUGUGUCAGAUGUAGCAGAUAUGUUUGUCCCUCUGCUCGAUGGUUUCUUGGUGAAUGUUAAUGAAUCCCGCACAGUUUUCACUAGCUUGCUGGAUCAGAUACCAGAAAUGUUUGCUGAUACGAGAGAAACAGAAACUGUGUUUGCCCCAGUAAUUCAGGCUGGCAUGGAGGCUCUGAAGGCAGCAGAGUGUGCUGGCAAGCUCUUUAUAUUUCAUACAUCACUGCCUAUUGCGGAGGCCCCAGGGAAGCUGAAGAACAGAGAUGACAAGAAACUGAUAAACACUGACAAAGAAAAGACUCUCUUUCAGCCUCAGACAAACUUUUAUAACAAUUUAGCCAAGGAGUGUGUAACACAAGGCUGCUGUGUGGAUCUCUUCCUUUUCCCAAAUCAGUAUUUGGAUGUGGCUACCUUGGGGGUUGUUCCUCAUCAAACAGGCGGCUCCCUUUAUAAGUACACAUUUUUCCAGGUGGAAACGGAUCAGGAACGCUUCUUGAACGACUUGCGCAGAGAUGUUCAGAAAGAAGUGGGCUUCGAUGCUGUGAUGAGGGUCCGCACAAGCACUGGUAUUCGCGCAACUGAUUUCUUUGGAGCUUUUUACAUGAGCAACACCACAGAUGUGGAAUUAGCCGGCCUAGACUGUGACAAAACAAUCACCGUGGAGUUCAAACAUGAUGAUAAGCUUAGUGAAGAAAGUGGAGCACUUCUUCAGUGUGCUAUAUUGUAUACAAGCUGUGCAGGACAGAGGCGACUGCGUAUUCACAACCUCUCCUUGAACUGCUGCACUCAGCUGGCUGAUCUUUAUAGGAACUGUGAGACGGACACACUUAUCAACUUCUUGGCCAAAUUUGCAUAUCGUGGAGUUCUGAACAAUCCAGUCAAGACAGUGAGAGAUACGCUGAUCAAUCAGUGUGCGCAGAUACUGGCAUGCUACCGGAAAAACUGUGCUAGCCCUUCUUCUGCCGGACAGCUGAUUCUUCCUGAAUGCAUGAAACUGCUUCCUGUGUAUUUGAACUGUGUUUUGAAAAGUGAUGUGCUUCAGCCUGGGGCAGAGGUCACCACUGAUGACCGAUCCUACAUCCGCCAGCUAAUCACCUCCAUGGAUGUGGCAGAUACAAAUGUUUUCUUUUACCCCAGACUCCUGCCACUGACCAAGAUAGAUCCCAACAGUGACUCCUUACCACCAGCAAUCAGAAACUCUGAAGAGCGGCUCUCCAAGGGUGACAUAUAUCUGCUAGAAAAUGGGCUGAACAUCUUUUUGUGGGUAGGAGCAAAUGUUCAGCAAGGGCUGAUCCAGAACCUCUUUGGAGUGGCAUCUUUCAGCCAAAUCAGCGGCAGUAUGUGCGUGCUGCCAGUUUUGGACAAUCCCUUUUCGAAGAGAGUACGGUCCGUCAUUGAUAUGUUCCAGUCUCAAAGAUCACGCUAUAUGAAGCUCAUGAUUGUCAAGCAGGAAGAUAAACUGGAUUUGCUGUUCAAACACUUUUUGGUGGAAGAUAAGAGCAUGAAUGGGGGUGCUUCAUAUGUGGACUUCCUCUGUCACAUGCACAAGGAGAUCCGCCAGUUGCUGAGCUAGAGCUGGAGAUACGCUGGAUUCCAGCACUGACACUUCUAUGUUCACUAACCGCCUGAUGAAUGGGCCCAGCUCCUUCGAGAAGGACAAUACAGAAAGCUGUACAAUUCCAUAAUUUUUAAUACACUGUGCAUAAACAGUUUCAGCAUCUCCCAAAACCCUUUGAAGAAGUGAGGCAUGGACAGACGAAACAUCAGCUAUAGGGGUGGGUGUGGGAAUGUUAUUUGAUUCCAGGCCUUGGACCUGUGCCCUCUUCUUGUGCUUGGCAGGUAUCUGUACCUCCUGCCUCCCAGCCCCCCAGUUCUGUUAUAACAAAUGUAAUUUGAGUUUCACUAUACAAGAUUAAGCAUCAGGUGAAAAGGUGAUUGCUCUUCAGAACCACACAGUGCGUGUCAAGUUUGUGCAUGUGAUACUCUAUAUGAAAAGGAGCUAUUGGGGUGGGGGUGGGGUGGGGAGUGGAAGUUGGCAGGCCCUGUUCAACCAAAGAGUAGGAGAUUGAUAAAGCAACCAAGCUGGGGGUUUUUACACCUUCACUUAUAAGUGGAGAGCGCAAUAUACUGUAAGCAAGUUAUACAGUGGCAUCUUCUAGGAAACACCUGAGCUGUUAGGGAAAAUAGCAGGGUAGGCAUGCCUUGACUGUAGUUGCUUUGCUGUGUGGAUAUGCCUUGGAAUAAGUGAGUGAUAAUGAGCAGGUGCUGUUUUGGGGAAAGCGAAAUUAUUCGGGGUUGGUAUAAACAGGUGUUGCCUCCCCCACCCCUUGAGAAAAACAGCAUCUUUCUUUCUUUCUUUUUCUGCCAGUGUCCUCUUGCUUUGGUGGUCUGUUGCCUCUUUCCAUUCACGUGGUAGGCUUUUGUCUGGAACAUCCUUUUCAAAGGAGAUGGCCGUGCUUUCCCCUUCUUAUCACUUUGAAAAAGUUGUGUUUAUACGCAACACAGGAGUUUGCUUGGAAAGACACUCAGUUUGAAUUGUAUCCAAGAAGCACUGAGAAGUCCUGUAGCACCAUGCAGAAGGAGUUGCUCAUAUUCAUAACAUAAGGUUCAAAUCAUGCCACUAAUGUAUUCUGAAAUUCAAACCUUUAGUAGCUCUGAAUAAUUUUGGUCAUGCAGCACUUAAAUGGCUACACCUGGGCAGUUCUUACUAGUCCAUCAGCGUAGGAUAUCUGUGGCAUGCCUGCUUGUAGUCUUGUUACAACAAAUCAAGCAGGCUUAUGGUUGACCUCUCCAAGGCUGAGCAGAAAGUAUUCUGUUUUGUAUUAGACAGAAAGAUGAUGAGUUUGAGACUCCAGGAGUCAAAGGGCUCAUUCAUUUUUAAAAAGACACUAACCUUUUGUUUUUAAUGCUACACUUAGAAAUUCUUGCAGUGCCCAGAAUGUACUGGGGAACCGGCAGCACUGAAACGUGAAAAAAGGAAAAGCAGGGAGGUAGAUCGCUUGGACAAAUGAUGGAUUAAGACUGAAUAUAAGUAAAGCAUUUAUUCCAUCUGCCAUUGAAAAUUGAAGUUGAAACCUUAUGUAUAUGACAGAUUAAAUAAUCCAGGAGUGUGGUUUCUAGUCCCUUGAACUAUAGUGUGUGUAUGCGUGUGUGUUUGUAAAUAUUUUUCCUUCUACUGCAGCUAGUUUGUCUUCCCUUUCAUCACACAGUGAAGGGGAAUAUCCCAAAAACUGUUAACUGGCCACACCUCAGUGAGUUUCUCAGCAGUCUUAAACACAUUUGCAAGUGUGGCUACCCCCCCUUCCUCUUGCCAAACAUACAUACUGUCUCCAACCAAAAAAAUUAGAAAUCUGUUAAACCAGUGAAGAGAUUUGCUCCCCAAGACUCCACAACAGGACUUCCAGAAUACUAAUUUCUAGAAUUAAUAUAAAAGAAAAUAUACGAUCAUAAAUCUUUCUUCACUUUUUUCAAUGCAUCUUUUAAUUUGUAAAGAAAUAAAAAUAUAUGAAGAUGUAUUUUAUGUCAUUGUUAGUAAAUAAAUACUGAUUAUUUUUUCCAAGCCCUGUAUUUUGGGGAUGGGAGAGAGAGCUGGUGUGCAGGUGACUCAAAUCAAGUUCCGUCAUGGCAAAUAAAACUGUUAUUUGCAACGAUAUUUGAAAGAAUUCCGUAAGGUGCUUAUAAUGUUUUGCUUUCUGGAUUAAACACAUUUCAGCUUUCAA
Molecule: messenger RNA, 5938 nt
Organism: Zootoca vivipara (common lizard)
Lineage: Eukaryota; Metazoa; Chordata; Lepidosauria; Squamata; Lacertidae
Gene: SEC24C
Product: SEC24 homolog C, COPII component
Biological process (GO): endoplasmic reticulum to Golgi vesicle-mediated transport; COPII-coated vesicle cargo loading; intracellular protein transport
Cellular component (GO): COPII vesicle coat; endoplasmic reticulum exit site
Molecular function (GO): SNARE binding; zinc ion binding
Source: RefSeq, a predicted model, not a curated record